AUGCGUCGAUAUUCGUCAUCGAGCACGUCCGAUAGCAGAAUACGAGAACCAUUAUCUGAGGAUGAGUUGAGGUCGAGGACUGUCGUCACUCCGGAUGAUGUGCUUCGACUUAAUAAAAUUACAAAUGGUGCGUGCUCACUUGUUGUUGUUGUUGUUCAAAUGGAUCAUGUAGUUGGCGAUUAG
Molecule: messenger RNA, 183 nt
Organism: Anisakis simplex (herring worm)
Lineage: Eukaryota; Metazoa; Nematoda; Chromadorea; Rhabditida; Anisakidae
Source: the annotation of a GenBank genome assembly